AUGCCUGGAUUUCUUGCCCCAUUUCGUUCCCAAUGCUAUCACUUGCAAGAGUUUCAUGACCGUCAUUAUUCUGGACCCAAGGAAUUGUUUAACCAUCGACAUUCGUCGUUACGCAAUGUCAUAGAAAAAACAUUUGGUGUUUUGAAGAAGCGAUUCCCAAUAUUGCGGUCCAUGCCAAAUUACAAGUCUACAAGACAAGGCCCUCUCGUGAUUGCAUGUUGUGUACUGCACAAUUGGAUCUGUUUGCAUGCAGAUAUGAACCCAUUCUUUAUGGAAACUAAUAAUGAAAUGGCGGCAGAAGUGGAAACAGACGGGUUUGUUGGAGAGAUAACUGACGAUGAGGACAAGGAUUGGGCUAAAUGGCAAUUAAAGGAAAGGGAACCCAAGUAUUUUACGAAAGUUGUAAUUGUUAUUGGAGUUAACAUUCGUGCAUCAGUUAGGGGAGAUGUAUAA
Messenger RNA from Camellia sinensis, 453 nucleotides. The record is from RefSeq and is a predicted model, not a curated record. Lineage: Eukaryota; Viridiplantae; Streptophyta; Magnoliopsida; Ericales; Theaceae.